Messenger RNA from Seriola aureovittata, 7903 nucleotides. RefSeq names its product SPG11 vesicle trafficking associated, spatacsin (gene spg11). The coding region runs from base 221 to 7531 and encodes 2436 amino acids. Gene Ontology annotation, cellular component: synapse; dendrite; cytoplasm. The record is from RefSeq and is a predicted model, not a curated record. Lineage: Eukaryota; Metazoa; Chordata; Actinopteri; Carangiformes; Carangidae. Gene Ontology annotation, biological process: synaptic vesicle transport; axo-dendritic transport; chemical synaptic transmission. The transcript is spliced from 40 exons.
GUCAGCUGACAGGAGGACACGUGACACGUGACACGUGACCGAGCUGCUGUUUACAGGAAGAAAUGUCCGAAGUAGUCUGGUGGUCUCAUGAUACAUCCAUGUUCAGGUGUCGUCGCUCCUGUCGCUGAACUCACCUCACCCCCUGCAGCCCCCCCUGCACCCCCCCCCCCCCCCGCACCCCCCCAGGCUGUUUAACAAACUGACCGUUCAGCGCGUGAAGAUGCUGGAGGCGGCUCAGCGGCGGGAGAGUGACGCCAUAGCGGUGGCUGUGAUCCCGGAGAACCAGCACUGUGGAGAGAUAGCGGACAUCCUCAAGGCUCAGCUCGCUCCCGGAGGCUCCCUGCUCGGCUGUCUCCGGGGCCGGGGCCGGCUGGUGGUGUGGGACCCGGCGGACAGAGAGGCUCCUCCGGCCGCGGUGGACGGCUGCUGCAGAGAUUUUUCCUGGGAGGAAGUGCCCGUCCACAGUCAAGGCGUCGGCAGCUUCAGACUCCUGGCCGUUGGAUCUCAGUGUGACCUGAAGCUGCUGGAGGUGGAGGCCGAACGAUCGGCCUCCGUUUCUCUGCUGUGUGUCUCUGAGUGUCCUGCAGACCGGCUGCUGCAGACCGUCAGAGAGCAGGACCACAGUGUGAGUGAGCUGCAGUCGCUGCGUGUGUUGUCGUUCACUGCUGGCCGCUGCUGCGUGCUGCUGAACGCUGAUUGGCUGCUGCAGCUGCAGUGGCAGCAGGUGGAGGAGGAGCUGCAGAUAUUAUCCUGCUGCAGCCUCCAGCUGACUGACAGCAACAGACACACAGCUGUCCACCACUGUGUCUGCAGAGAAACCCUGUUCACCCUCAGCUCCACCGGACUCAUAUCUGUGUGUGACAUCACUGACGGCAGGCUGCUGGCCAGCGUGGACCUCCCUGUCUACCUGAGCUCUGGACCGGCAGAGGACGACGUUGUCUCCUCCUUUUCUUCGCCCUCCGUCUCCUCAUCUUCCUCCUUCUGCCACCUCCAGGUGUCAGCUGAUCUCAGCACAGCCGUAGCCGUCACCGAGUCUCACACUGCUGUGGGCGUCGACCUCAACCACUACUUCAGGAUGUUCCCAGACCACCUGCUCUGUGCCGCCCCCCCUGCUCGCCCCCCCCUCCGGCCCCAGAACCUAAGAGACCAGGACAGCGUGUCGAGCUCCGGCUGCAGCCUCGUCGCCCUCGGAUCGACCUUCAGUGUCGACCGCUCAUGGGAAGCUCGUCUGGCCUCCAUGUACAGCAGAGCCCAGCAGACUCCAGGCUCCUCCUCCACCUCCUCCUCCUCCUCCUCCUCACAGCGUGCCAGGACAUCCUGGUUCUCCUCCCUCCCCCACCUGGAGUCCCACCAGGCUCCGUCCUCGGCCCACAGCAGAGUCCCUUGCGGCGGGGCGACCGUCACUUUCUCCGUCCCCGAGUCGUCCGUUCCAUCUCUGCUCACGGUCUCCGAGUUCUCUGCCCUCCUGACCUUCGUCUCCCCUGGCAACGCACAGACCACAGUGGCGUCGUGGGAUUUGGAGUCCGGGAGCGUGAACUACUACCAGGCGGAGGGCGCGGCGGCUCCGGUUCAACGCUGUGGAGAGAGGCAGCACAGGCUGCUGCUGAAGAAGGCCGGUGUGUUCCAGGUCUUGUUCUCGGUUUCCCAGCAGGACUUGCUCAGCAGCUUGAUGUUGUUCGGCAGCGCGGCGACAGUGGACGCAGUGUGUCACCUGAACAGCUGGGGGCGCUGCUCCAUCCCCAUCCACGCCCUGCAGGCCGGACUGAAGAACCGGCAGCUGGACACGGUGGAUUUCUACCUGAAGAGCAAAGAAAACGUCCUGAACCCGUCGACAGGGUUCAGUGCUGCCGAUCAGCCGGCAGCCUCCACUCUCACAGACAGUGUCCAGGAGCUGUGUCCAGCGUUGGACCUGCUGUGUUCAGCCGUCAGAGACUCGAACAGUGAAGCUCAGAGCCGACAGUUCUCAGAGCAGCUGCUCAACAUCACCAUGAACUUCGUCAACACACAGAUCCGCUCUGUGCUGACCAACGCACGCAAUGAGGAUGCAGGCGUGCAGAGCUGUGUGGACGUUCUGGAUCAGUACAUCACCGAACUGAGGAGCUACAUGAAGAGGUUUCCCUGGCCUGCAGGGGGCGACACCUCCAGCAUCGACUCUGCUGCUCCUGCUCAGGAGGAGGUGCAGGAGGACGAGUGGGAGCAGCUGCCCACCGAGGAAGUGGUCCGCCAAUCCAUCCUGACCAAUCAGAUCCCCAGAGCUCAGGCCGUCCUGAGGAGGCGGAGCCGCCCGGAGCAGCGUCUGUCGGCUCUGAGGAUGGAGGGUCUGCGGCAGGUGUUCUCCCGCCUGCAGCAGCGAGACCUGCAGACCGCCAGCACCCUGCUCACCAACAUGGGUUUCAGUGUGAAGAAGCAGCUGCACAGUUUCAGUCUUUACACUGAUGACAAGGACCUCAGGGAGUUUGUGGUGGAGGAGCUGUCGAGGCGGAGUUAUUUCCCCGAGGAGGAGAUGCAGAGUGUGGCCUUCAUAAGGGAGAUGGAGAGGCUGGGAUCGCUGCCUGCGUCCCGCUGCCCAGGAAGUCCCACAGCGCACAGGCUCGUUCAGAUGUCUCACAGGGAGACGGGAGCUGGUGAGGAGGUGCUGGAGGAGCUGGUGGGACAGAGGAGGUCUGACCAGGAGGGGGGGCUCUGGAGGAACCUCAGAUUGGACUGGGUGAGGAACUGGGACCAGAACUGCCAGACCGCCGUCCUCCUGUCCAGACUGCAGCACUCAGAGCUGAGCUCCUGUGACUCGGCGGUGUUGUGGCGUUACCUGACCGCCCUCCACGACCAGCGCCGGGUGGUCAGCUGGAUCCAGAACCAGGAGACCAGCGACGCCUCCCUGUGGCCGGAGUUAGCCCCAGAGGUGGUCAACAGCAACACGCUCUGCAGCUCCUACAUGAGGGAGAAGAUCCUGGACCUGCUGGCCAGGAGAGGCCUGUUCAUCCCCGAGGAGCUGGCAGACCUGGAGCAGCUGCUGUGGAGGCUGGCUCAGGGCGGAGGGGUGAUGGCUUCAGCUCCUCCCGUCCCUCAGUACCGCACCUCCCUCGGCCUCGACCUCCACGGCCUCUUCAUCACCUUCUGUCUGGAGCACGGCCUCCAGUACCUGCUCUACACCUACCUGGAGCACUACAGACUGACGCCCAGGAACUGCCCCCUCCUGACCAAUCAGAGCCUGUCAGAGAGUCAGCCCUGGUUUGAGAUGCUGGUGAAGAUUCAGGAGAUCACCAGAGACCUGUCAGACCCGGCACUGGUCUUCCAGGCCAGUCUAACCAGCGCUCAGGUGCUGUUGCCAGGCAGCCAGGCGUCGCUCAGCAGUCUGCUGUUAGAGGGUCACAGUCUCCUCGCUCUGGCUGCCAUCAUGUUCGUCCCCGGAGGAAUCGACCAGGUGGUGGCUCAGGGUGAACGGUCAGGAAGGUCAGAGCGGACCGUCGACCCUCAGCUCCUGAAGAUGGCGCUGGCCCCCCACUCCAAGCUGAAGGCCGCCCUGUUCCCCGCCGGGCCCCGAGGACACAGCCCUUCCUCCGACGUCUCCGUCUACCACCUCCUGCAGUCGCUCCACCCUCUGGACCCGUCCAGGCUGUUCGGCUGGCAGGUGGCAAACUCCCUCAACUCCACAGAGACGUCGGAGCUACCUCAUUUCUCCAGCCCUCACCUGGUCAACAGGUUCGCUCUGGUGGAGAACCUGGACUUCCUGUACUACCUCCGUCACGGCCGACCAUCCUUCGCCUACGCCACCUUCCUUGUCCAGCAGCUGAGUGGCUGCAGUGACGUGACGCUGCUCGUGCAGCACACCUGGCAGCAGGUGUACAGAUUGGCCCUGCAGUGCUUCAACGUGCCGGCGGUGGCGUCUGCGGCCGUUUGUUUCUGCGAGCUGCUGGGAGUCUGUAGCCUGAAGCUGAGAGUCGACAUCAGAGCCAUGAACACCGUCCUGCAGCACCAGAACCUCCACAACACACACUCUGCCCCGACACAACAUCUACACUCUCUGGUAUCUAAAGCAGUGAAGCUGGCAGAGGCGGAGCCUGGAGCAGCGGAGGAGCUGAUUGGCUACCUGGAGGCUGCAGUGACAGACAGUCUGGAGCAGAAGGGCAUCAGCAGGUCGUCCUACGAGGCAGCUCAGGAGUGGGCGUUGCCUGUUCAGUUCUGUCAGCUCCACGGUCUGAAGCUCAGCUCUGUUUACCCCGCCCACUGCGCCAGUGACGGACAGUUCAUCCACUUCCUGUUGUUUGUCCAACUGCACAACUUCCCGCCCCAGCAGGUGAGGUCACUGGUGGCUCAGUUCAGCCCCGCCCUCCAGGCCCACCUGAGUCUGGCGUUCCAGGACCUGCAGGUGUACAGUCAGAGGAGGAGCUGUGGCUCCGAGGAGCAGGAGCAGGCUCUGAGCUCAGAGACGGCCCCCGGGUGUCCGGAGCACCCCAGGGAGCUGUUCCAGGUCCUCCUGCAGAGCCAGGAGGAGGCGGCACCCUGCAGGUACCUGCUGCAGGUAGCUCUGAUGCAGCGCUGCCCGACCCUGGCUGUGCUCGCCGCCUGUCAACAGGGGGCGGAGCUGCUGCCCUCCCUGUGUGUGUGGGUGUUGACCUCCGUCGAUGACGUCACAGCGGGGGAAGCCACCUCCCACCUGGUGGUAGCCCCCCAGCACCACGACUGGACGCUGCACGACCUGUCAAUCAUCUGGAGGACGCUGCUGGGGCGGGGCUGCAUCAGGCCCCUCCUACGAGGCUUCGAGCUCUUCCAGAGGGACUGCCCUCUGGUGUUGGUGCUCAGGAUGUUUGAGCUGUGCUGUGACCACAGGAACUUCUCCGAGGCCAAAGCCAAGCUGCUGGACUUCCAGAGGACGCUCAUCACUUUAAAGAACGGCGGUCCGGUUCCCUCCGACGGCCUCCCCCUGCAGUGGGUGGAGAGCCAGGCGUCCGUGCUGCUCCUCACCAUGCUGCAGCGCUGCUCCUCCCAGUACGACCUCCACCGCCUCCUGCAGCUCCUGGCCGACGUCGACAAGCUCCUCAAAUCCAGCGGUCCAGACUUCAGGAAGCUGAGUCAGCUCAGUCAGCUGCUGCAGGGGUCAGAGGUCAGCCUGUCUCCCAGGCUGCUGCAGUGCACGUCUCCCUCCGUCCAGCAGGAGGAGUUCCAGGCGGCUGUGGACGCUCUGCAGGCCGAAGGCCGCUACAGCCAGGCCAGGCAGGUCGCUCUGCUGGCCGGCCUCCCCGUCCACCGCCUGCUGCUGAGCCAGCUCCUUCAGGAAGUGAACGCCCAGAAGUCCAAGACUCAGUGGAGGAGGCUGGAGACCCGCGUCAGUUUCUGGAAGAAAUGUCAGGAGCAGCUGAAGACGGACGGCACUGAUCCAGAAUCAGCCUCCAGCUUCUUCCUGUCUCAGUCUGAGGCCGGGACCACAGACUCCUCCCCCGCCGGAGGAGAGGCUCAGGCGGAGCUGCUGGACGUCCAGGAGCGCUGCCUGCUGCUGGGCCUCGCCGCUCACUGGCUCUCCCUGGUCGACCCGGCUCCCGUGGAAAAACUGGAGAGCCUGGAGAAAACGCUGUGGGUGAGCCGGGUCCGACGACACGUCCUCACCGUCGCCAUGGAGAAGGAGAGCGUCUUCAACCUGCCGCCGCCCGCCGUCACACCUGAAAUGAACACGUACGAGAUGCUGAUGAAGGAGUUCUCCUUCUCCAACAUAUCAGCUCUGAACUCAGAGAAGUGCCUCAGUCUGGAGGGACUCCCGGGUCCCUCAGAGGAGCAGCAGGAGCCGGAUAUCGACUCCGGGUUGAGUCCAGAGGAGAGGCGCGUUCUGGCCGCGCUGAUCGGUCAGUUACUGGAUGACGGCAGCAUCCAUGAAGCCGGCCGUAUCUGCCGUUAUUUCUCAACGUAUCACCGGGACAUGUGGGUGGUGCUGCGCUGCAGAGGCCUCGCGUCCGGAGACCUGAACCCCGAACCGCAGGAAGAGGCUGCAGACGCUCCGCCGAGGAGGAGCAUGACCAGCUCCGCCUCGUUCAGCAGCCUGUCGUUCGUCAUGCUCCCCCUCCCCGAAGACGAGGUGGCUGUCCAGCUCCAGCAACUGGUGGAUCAGUGUCGCCACGGCAACAACUACUGUAAACAAGUCCUCAGCCUCUACCAGCUCUCCAAGGAGCUGCAGACCUCCUUCGGCGAGAUCUGCAGGAAGGAGCCGCGCUGCGUGCUGGAGAUGCUGCUGCUGUCGGAUCAGCCCGAGCGCUUCAGGAAGGCUCAGGCCUUCAUCAGGGCGCAGGGUCUCACCGCAGACGCCGUGGCCGAGCUGGUGUCCUCCGCCGUGGUCCAGGCUCUGCUGGCCUCCGCCCAGGAGCUGCAGCCUGUGAUGGUCCGAAGGCUGUGUGUGUGUCUGUGUGUGUGUGCGUCUAACCCAGCAGAGAAGCAGGUGUUCAGGCCGGCGGAGGGGCGGGACUCUCUGAUCCAGCUGAUCAAACUGUGCGACGACCCGAACCUGGUGGGAAUCAAACUGCUGGAAAACCUCAACGCCGUCCCACUGAGAGACCUGAGCUGCAUCGUGGAGCUGCUGAUCGUGGCUCACGACUGUUUCAGUCUCACCUGUAACAUGGAGGGAAUCGUCAGGGUGCUCCAGGCCGCCCGCCACCUCAGCCACACCUACCUCGCCCCAGGAGAGCACUACAGCCUGCUGGUGCGUCUGCUGACAGGUAUCGGCAGGUACAAUGAGAUGACGUACGUCUUCGACCUGCUGCAUCAGAACCAUCGCUUUGAGAUGCUGCUGAGGAAGAAGAUGGACACAGACAGACAACAGAGCUCCAGUCUGAAGACGGCUCUGCUGGAUUACAUCAAACGCUGCCUCCCCGCAGACAGCGAGAAACACAACAUGGUGGCGCUGUGUUUCAGCAUGAGGAGGGAGAUCGGGGAGAACCACGAGAUGGCUGCUCGCACUCAGCUGAAGAUCAUCGAGUCUCAGGCCUGGGUCGUCACCCCCGACCUGAAGAGCUCGCUGGUCAAGGUGUUGGGUCUGCUGAAGGACGCCGCCGAGAGCUUCUCCAAGGACUCGUGUGUGCGUCAGGCCACUCGCUGCGUCCGCACGGCGAAGCUGGUCGCUCUUCAGCUCCACUUCCUGAACCAGGGCUCAGACCUGCGUGUCAUCAACCUGCGACCUGCCGAGCUGCUGAACACGGUCGUGGGGCUGCCGCGAUGCUACCAGGUGUUCGUGGUGUCGGAGGCGUACGGCUACAGUCCAGACUGGGCUGAGAUUCUGUACCAGCGGGUGAUCCUGAAGGGAGACUUCGUUUACCUGGAGGAGCUCAAACAGCAGCGCCCGCUCACCUGCAGCCUGUUCGAGGACGUCUUCAACAAGCUGGACGGCGCUCCCAGCAGCGCCACUCCCAACGUGAAGCGGCUGCUGACGCACUGCGACGACGUGUACAGCCGCUACAGGCUGGCCUACCAGCAGAACCUGUACGACGUCACCAAGACCAUGCUGCAGGACGCCAAGACCUCCAACUACCUGAACGACAGACUGGCCAGCUGACUGACUGGUUUACCUGACUGUGAAUGAAGAACCAGUUGACAAAUAACCAGGAAACUGUUGAUGUACUAAAGUUAUUUGUAAAAGAAAAGAAUCAAGAAAAACUUCUGCUUUAUUUCUGACUUAUCUUCUGUGGAGAUUAAUGACUGAUAAAUAAUAAUGAAUCCAUUAAAUUUAUUCUAAUGUUUUUCUCACUGAGUCACUGAGCAGAAUAAGUUUCUAUUAACAAAUGAAGAAGAGAAUGAAACCAGAUGUUUGGAACAGAUGUUACAGUCACAGUGUGAACAGCUGCAAAUAUCUUUAUAAUAUGAUUUAAUUUAAUUUAAACACUGUGAUGAUCUGCAUUAAAGACACUUUCUAAACUCUUCUGCAUCA